This is a messenger RNA of Rotaria sp. Silwood2, 1842 nucleotides long. The record is from the annotation of a GenBank genome assembly. NCBI's taxonomy places the organism in Eukaryota, Metazoa, Rotifera, Eurotatoria, Philodinida, Philodinidae.
AUGAAUAAUUCAAUUCAUUCAUCAGUAUCAACGUCAUCGGACGUUGUUAUUUUACCUUCAAUUAAUAAUCAUAUUAAUUAUAAUCAUAGUGAAUCAACAAAUAAAUCUCUUAAACGUAGUCGAUCUCCAAGUUUAACACGAGAUGAUAAUAAUGAAAGUAAUCAUUCAGCUAUAACUACAGAUACAUCAACGAAGAAAAGUCGAAAAAAACGAACAACAACUGACAUUGAUCAAAGUUUAGGGCGACAUUUAUCUGCUGAUAAAUUACAUAUCUAUAGAUGGCCAACAGGUGAACCACAUGCUGAUUUACAUGUAUUACAAGAACAAAUAUGUGAUUAUUUAUCACUUAAAUCAUUUAAACGAAAAUAUCCUGACAUUUAUCGACGAAUUGUUGAUUUACAUGAACGAGAAUAUUUAAAAUCUCAAAAUGUUGUUACAGAAACACAAUGUGAUCUUGGUUUAACAGCACUUAAACUUGAUGAAGUUUUAGAACUUAUGUCAACUGAUUAUCCAGAAAAAUGUCACCAAUUUAAUCAUGUAUGGCAACAAAAACGUCGUUCACUUGUUGGAACCAAUAAGAAUGGUACUGUAACAUCAGUUUUAUCUAUAUCAAAUAUAAAUCAAUCAUCAAUAUCUACAUCAAAUACUCAAACAAUUAAUUCAUUUGAUAAUCUAGACAAAAAUCGGGUUUCUAAAUUUCGACAAGAUUUAUUACGUUCAACAGUUGAUUAUAAUACACAAUUACAACGAGAACGACUUCAAGAUCGUAAAGCAUGUUUUGAUCUUCAAACUAUGCAAAUACAUUAUCCUGCAAAUAGACAAUUUCGUUUACCAUCUUAUUUAACAGAAGUUGGUUCUUAUCCGUUAGCACUUUUACCUGGACAAUAUCAAGAUUCUUAUAAAAAAUAUAACUCCGAUGAAUUAAAUUAUAUGCCAAUUAAUACAGCACUUUAUUAUUAUCCUAAACCACUUUCACUUGUUCAUACUGAACGAUUUUCACAGCAGAUUGCAUCAAGUGAUGAAGAAGAUGAAAGUUGUUCAACAACUCGUCCUGUUCUUAUCAAUAGUUCAACUCAACAACGUCCAUCAACACCACAAUCACCUGUAAUAGUCAAUGGAAUUGGUGGUAAUACUAUAUCAUCAUCAUCAUCAUCAUCUCGUCUAAGUAAACCAUCAACAUCGAUUUCUAUGAAUAGUCAUUCAAGUAUAUGUCAUACAUGUAAAUUACCUCAAGAUGAACAUGAUGAAGAAUUAGUUACAUGUACUAGUUGUCAACAUAAUUUUCAUCCAACUUGUCUUGAAGCUAAUAAUGAUAUGUUAACUAUUAUCAAAACAUAUCCAUGGCAAUGUAUUGAUUGUAAAAGUUGUGCUAAAUGUAAUAAAACACAUGAUGAAGCUAAUAUGAUGUUUUGUGAUCGAUGUGAUCGUGGUUAUCAUACUUAUUGUGUUGGUCUCGAAGCCAUUCCAGAUGGAUCAUGGCAAUGUUCAGUUUGUGAUCCACCUAUGCCAACACCUCCUCCUCCCCCUCCAUCACAUUCACCCGUAUCAACUAUUAAAGGAAAACGUGGUCGACCUUCAAGUAGCAGUCGUUUAUCUCCUCAACAAUCAACAAAUUCUUCUAAAACUGAAAGUAGUGUUCCUACACGUGUUUCAUCACGUCGUAGUCGUAAAAUAAUAUCAACACCAUUAUCACCAUCAACUAAUAUGAAUCAUUCAUCAAAUUCAUCUUCGAAUGAUUUAUCUACGAUGAACAGUUCUUCUAUGAAUCUCAUACUUGCACGACAUCAACAACAAUGGACUCCGACUUCACCAAUUACAACAGAAAUAAAAAGUAAAACCUAA